CAGAGCCAGGCGCUGGACAGGGAGCAUCCUGAAGGGACAUGAGAAGGGUAGUCAGACCUUUCCCUUCAGCACUUACAUCUUUUUAUGCAGCAUCUCUCGGGUUGGCAGAUUCGUCUGUUUCAUUUUGGAACUGAGCCUUCCUAGUGUUCCGAGAUUUUUCUGCUGUCUGUUCAGCUUAGCGUGCUAAGAAGCCUGAGAGUUCCUGGCAGCCAAGAUUCAUUUUCCGUCUUAGAAAAGUUUUUGACUACUUUGAGAAAUCACGAAGUUACUCUUGGCUGUACUGUUACUGUUUUGAAUUUUCUUUGUUUCAAGUUUUAAAUUUUUCUACGUGAAGACCAAAACCCUUGGAGAGAGUCUGUUGCAAAGAAGGCUUCUGAUGUCUGAGGCUGGCAAGUGCAUGAAAUGACAUGAGAGGUGCUCGGCAGAAUUCCGGGUUUGCAAAAAGUUUUCCAGGUGCCUGCUAUGUUCAGAAUCAUCCGCAGGGAUGCUGUGAAGAGCUGAGGGCUCUGGCUUAGCCCUUGAAACUUGGAGAGCAAUGGCUGAGAAGGAAAGAUGAGCACCUGGGGGCUCCUUCUAGAAAUGAUUGAGGUUUGCCACCAUUGGCUGCUUUGGCUUUUUCCGUCAAACUUUGGCGUCUUCAUGUGCUGUCCAGCAUCUACUGCAGGUCAGAUGGAGCUUAGGAAGACAAGGGAACCUAGUAAUAAACGGGUCAAACCCCUCUCCAGAGUCACGUCGCUAGCCAACCUCAUCCCGCCUGUGAAGGCUACGCCUUUAAAGCGCUUCAGCCAAACCCUGCAGCGGUCCAUUAGCUUCCGAAGUGAGAGCCGCCCUGACAUCCUUGAGCCCCGACCCUGGUCCAGAAAUGCCACCUCGUCAAGCACAAAGCGGAGAGACAGUAAGCUGUGGAGUGAGACCUUCGAUGUGUGUGUUAAUCAGAUGCUUACGGCCAAGGAAAUCAAACGUCAGGAGGCAAUCUUUGAGCUUUCUCAAGGGGAAGAAGACCUGAUAGAAGACUUGAAAUUAGCAAAAAAGGCCUACCACGACCCCAUGCUGAAACUCUCCAUCAUGACGGAACAAGAGCUGAAUCAAAUUUUUGGAACACUGGACUCUCUGAUUCCUCUGCAUGAAGAGCUCCUUAGUCAACUUCGAGACAUUCGGAAGCCAGAUGGCUCCACCGAACAUGUUGGUCCCAUCCUUGUGGGCUGGCUGCCUUGUCUCAGCUCUUAUGACAGCUACUGCAGUAAUCAAGUGGCUGCCAAAGCCCUGCUGGACCAUAAAAAACAAGAUCAUCGAGUGCAAGAUUUCCUUCAGCGAUGUUUAGAAUCCCCCUUUAGCCGCAAACUAGAUCUCUGGAAUUUCCUUGAUAUCCCAAGAAGCCGGCUGGUGAAGUACCCUCUGCUUCUCCGAGAAAUCCUGAGGCACACCCCAAACGACAGUCCAGACCAGCAGCACUUAGAAGAAGCUAUAAACAUCAUUCAGGGGAUUGUGGCAGAAAUCAACACCAAGACUGGAGAAUCUGAAUGUCGUUAUUAUAAAGAACGGCUUCUUUACUUGGAAGAAGGCCAGAAAGACUCCUUGAUUGACAGUUCGAGAGUCCUGUGUUGUCACGGUGAACUGAAGAACAACCGGGGUGUGAAACUCCAUGUUUUCCUGUUCCAAGAAGUGCUUGUGAUUACUCGAACCGUCACCCACAAUGAACAGCUGUGCUACCAGUUGUACCGACAGCCAAUUCCUGUGAAGGAUCUCCUGCUGGAAGACCUGCAAGACGGAGAAGUGAGGCUGGGCGGCUCCCUGCGAGGGGCUUUCAGCAACAAUGAGAGAAUUAAAAACUUCUUCAGAGUCAGUUUCAAAAACGGAUCUCAAAGUCAAACCCACUCAUUACAAGCCAAUGAUACCUUCAAUAAACAGCAGUGGCUCAACUGUAUUCGUCAAGCCAAAGAAAGCGUUCUGUGUGCUGCCGGGCAGGCAGGGGUGCUGGACUCCGAGGGACCAUUCCUAAAUCCCGCCACUGGGAGCACGGAGCCCCAGGGAGAAACGAAACUCGAGCAGAUGGACCAAUCGGACAGUGAGUCGGACUGCAGCAUGGACACAAGCGAGGUCAGCCUUGACUGUGAGCGCAUGGAACAGACAGACUCUUCCUGUGGGAACAGCAGGCACGUGGAAAGCAAUGUCUGACCCAAGGGCGAGUCCCUCGUGGAAGUGGCCCUGUGUCUUACCUGUACAGUGUUUGCAUUCCACACAUGCAGUGCAGCGGUUUGGAGAAGCACUUUUAAUACUUUUGUGACCAUCUCGGCUCAGCCUCUUGUAUCUGUUACCUUUGUCUCUAGUACUGUAACUGCCAACUGAGCUGUCUGUGUCGGCAGGAACCUGGCAGCCGUUACCCUGUACUGUAUCUAAUAAGUGUCUGGAUGGAUGGAGAGGUACUUUCAGUUGUCCUGCUGGAUUUUUAAAAACAGAAAACAAGAGAGAGAUCUAAACUACUGUUUAAUGUCGAUUGCUCAAAGAGUUCUUCCUCCCAUUCUUCUCUGCGCUUUUCUAGCUCUGGUAUGGUGGCUGAAGGCAUGGGAUUUAGAGGGCUUUGCCAGUGGAAUUUGGGAUGGCAUUUGAGGGAGAACUAGGAAAAACUGACCGUUGAUCUGAAAACUUGGUUCUGUAUUACUCAUCCAGCAAGCGUGAAAACAUCCCUGGGGGUUCCGAAGGUUUAAUUUUACAGAGGAAGAAGUAUUGUUCGAACCUUACGAUUUCCUCCAGUGCAAGUUUGAUGCAGUAAUCGGUGAGGACAUGAAAUAGAGGCUGACUUUGGAAGAACCGGGACAAAAGCAGCUGCCAGCUCUGCAUUUUUAACUAAAGUGCACGCGGCUCCAAGAGGUAUCUGUCAGGGUUGGUGGCCCACCAUAGAAAGCUAUUUGCAGCCUAAAAUAUCAGAAUAGAAAACAAAGGGCCCAGGAAAGCCUACCGGGAUAAUGAGGAAGCCCUGUCUUCAUUUGGUUUCGCUUGCCUAGGCCACCUGUAUUUUACAGUGGGAAUGAAGGGAUAGGAAGAGGGAUGAUACCUGGAUCAGUGACUGAUUACAGAGCACAUGAGAACAAUUGGGAAAAGCGCUUCCUUAGGGUCUUCUAUGGGAACCAUUAAAACAGAAAAGCAAGAAAGCUCGGCCAGCGCCUUCUGAGAAAGGCCACAGCCUUGGGAUUUCCUGCUGUGUUUUCAGGUCAUCCAUUUGCAUCUCUGGUUCUGUGCUGUCAUCAGACUCAUAAUUACAUUUUCCAGAGGCCAAUUUCAUUAACUGAUUACUUAGGAUCAGCUAGCGAAGCUUGGAACCUCCUUGUCCAGCCUUGACUUACAGAGCAGGGUGGCUUGCAGACCUUUGGACAGAAAAGUUAAGAACAUACACAGAGAAAGCUCCCUGUGAAUGUAAAUAUUUAGAAGGACCUGUGCAAAAUUAUACCCACACCAGCACUAGUAGUAAUGAUUCUAAAUUAUUGCCAAAAAUUGUUUUUAAUCUUCUGUGUCUUUCACGUUUACAGAGAAGAAAGCAGCAAGGACAAUGUUGUCAUUUUAUUGUGUACGUAGAUCAUGUGCAUUCACAGAAGCUGUAUAACAAGAGUUAAUGAUAAAAAAUAAGGUAUAUUACAUUAUUAUUUUUCAAAAGCAAAAAUAUUAUGGUCAAUUUUACCCUGUAAAACAUAUUUAUAGAUUUUAAACAUGGUGAAUUUUUUCUACUACAAGUUUAUUUAAAACUACUUUGUUUCUCAAGUUGUAAUUUAGCAAGUGAAUGAACCUGCUGCAGCUAGAAGCUGAGAAAAGUCCUUCAGUGGUGGGAAAAGAAUGAAUCCUUCUUUGGAGAGCCGUUGGCCCCUUUAGCCAAUGUACCGAGAAGAGAGGUUUGUCAAGUGCUGGCCUGUGGGAAGGAAGUCACUGAGUGUUUUGAUGGAAGGAAUGUUUUUGUGUAAUGGCCUUAAACUUUUCUGGAAGCAUUUCCAAUAAAUUACAUUAAAAUGGCAUCCUCUGUGUGCACACUGUUUGUUCUACAACCAUCACAU
Messenger RNA from Fukomys damarensis (Damara mole-rat), 4040 nucleotides. RefSeq names its product Rho guanine nucleotide exchange factor 3 (gene Arhgef3). NCBI's taxonomy places the organism in Eukaryota, Metazoa, Chordata, Mammalia, Rodentia, Bathyergidae. The transcript has 10 exons. Gene Ontology annotation, molecular function: guanyl-nucleotide exchange factor activity. The record is from RefSeq and is a predicted model, not a curated record. Gene Ontology annotation, biological process: positive regulation of Rho protein signal transduction; intracellular signal transduction. Bases 553 to 2175 code for a protein of 540 amino acids.